This is a messenger RNA of Cyclocybe aegerita, 1551 nucleotides long. The record is from the annotation of a GenBank genome assembly. NCBI's taxonomy places the organism in Eukaryota, Fungi, Basidiomycota, Agaricomycetes, Agaricales, Hemipholiotaceae.
AUGUCAGACUAUUAUACCCCACCAUAUAAUUUCUACGACUUGGACCACCAGGAUCCCUACGACGUGCAGGAGCAUUCCAGGAUGGUUAACAUGGAGCCCAUAUCUUUCAUGGCCUUAAUGGAUGAUGCUCUCCGAGUCAAUCCUCUCCUGAAUUUGCAAGUACAUCCAGAGGGACCAACCAAGCAAAAUGUCCCUCCUUUCCCACCUGAGCGCAACCUCCAACCAGCGGGGCAACUGUACCCUGGGCCUGGUGCUGCUGUUCUGGAAGAUCCAGAUGACAUUUACUGGCCACCUACUCCGCCGCGGCCAGCAGCAGUGCAGCAUCACCAAACAUCGCUCGCGGCAAUAACCAAUGCUGCCCCUGCCUCACCAAUAAUACAGUCUGCCCCAGCUGCAGCGACUCCAACCACACCCAAGACAGGGAAACGCAAGGCAGCGGCGAAAGCAGGCGAUGACAUUGACAAACGACUGCGACACUCCGACGCUGAAAGUGUGGGCAAGGAGAACGAUGCCGAAACCCCAGGUCGAGGUCAACCAAGCAAGGGUGCUGGCGCACGCUCAAAGAAAAAGCCUACCACUACGAAAGGCACCAAACAAGCGUCGACCACCGACAAACCAGAAAGCAAAAAUGACAAGCCUACGAAGUCAGAUACGAAAGUUGUCAAGCCCGAAGAGUACUCUGACACUGUCAUGGCGGCGACUCGACUCUGGUCUGACGACGACCAGGAUGCCCUCUUCAAGUUUAUCCUUGGUCCAGAGUCAGAUGACAUCUUUGAGACGUUCAAGAAAAACCGUCCGUAUGUCUUCAAGAAGGCAUUCAAGCAACCCAAGAACCGCCAUUCUGAGGGCUCAAUUAAGUCCUUUUGGGAUCGUGCGCUCAAGACGUUUGCAUGGAUAGAACAGGUUGAAAAGUUCACUGGUGGUGGAGGAGAUGCCGACAUUGAUGACCUCGACGAAGACCAAAAGCUGAUCCACUAUACGGAGAAGCUUGAGGCAGUGCGAGGCGCACGGCAGGAGGUUGGUAGCCUCCAAGCAAAGACCAUUAUUAAAUGGCAGGAGAAAAAGUGGUAUGAUCUCUUUGUCUCUCGGUACCGCGGAAACCCAAAAAUUUCUCGUGAAGUCGAACGCCAUUCGGGCAUGGCUCUCUCUGACUCCAGUGACGAGGAGAAAGACCCUAAGGAUGAUGGUAAGGAGGAGAACAGCAAGGUCAGCGAGCCGAGGCACACCCCAGCCCGAGGCUUCCAUGUCGAUGCGUCGAAAUCACUUACACAGAUCUCGGAGUACCUGCAGUCGAAGGGAAUGGCUGACAAGCAGCGCCUUGGUGUUCUUGAACAGCGUAUUGAACUCGAUGACAAGAGGUUGGAGCUCGACCGUGAGCGUGAACUCCGGACGGCCCGUGAAGCUCAAGCUCGCCUCAAUGAGGAGGUGAAGAAGAAUCGCUUUGAGAUGGCAAGAUCUAUUGUCGGGAUGCAGACACUUGCCAAUAGUCAACUUGACCCACAGGUGGCUGAUGCAGCAAACAAAUUUCUUCUCAAACAGUUUGCAGACUAG